Molecule: messenger RNA, 7010 nt
Organism: Polypterus senegalus (gray bichir)
Lineage: Eukaryota; Metazoa; Chordata; Cladistia; Polypteriformes; Polypteridae
Gene: nkd2b
Product: NKD inhibitor of WNT signaling pathway 2b
Exons: 10
Coding region: 301-1674 (457 amino acids)
Biological process (GO): negative regulation of Wnt signaling pathway
Cellular component (GO): cytoplasm
Molecular function (GO): calcium ion binding
Source: RefSeq, a predicted model, not a curated record
AGCCAGCAGCUUUGGGAUUUCUUCAGAGUCCGCUUUCCUCUUUAGCGAGGAGAGAGACCUGUUUGGUGGCUAACGUACCUCAUUUGCAAAACCAGUUGUCAUUUUUGUGUACAUUUCCUGGGAUUAACACGUUGUUGUGUGUCUUUUUAUAUGAACCAAUGUUUGGGGAUUUUUAAGAAGUUUGCUUUUUUUUACAAGCGUUGGGAUUUUACAAGUUGACUGUCAAACUCCAAAUGAGCGCCUUCCAGGGGAAGACUCGCAUAGAGGAAUCGUAGCAGCCGAAGGACCCACGCGCACGACAUGGGCAAACUGCAAUCGAAGCACGCCUGCAAACGGCGAGAAAAUCCCGAGGGAGACAGCUUCGUAGUAAACGCAUACAUUGCUCGCAGAGGCUUGGACGACGGUGACAGCAGAUAUGACGCCAAAGUGAGAGAUGCUGAGGCCUUGAUGAAUGGCGAGAUGAAGAAUGGUCAUUUUCUGGAGGAGCAGUGCCCCCUAGAGGUGGCCUUGCCUAGUGAAAAAGCAGAGGGUUGUGAAGGACGCAUUCAGUUUGUUCAUCAAGAAGAAGGUGAGAAACUUGCAACUAAGGACCACAGCAAGGUGUCGUCAAAGAAAAGGAUCAACUUGGAUGAGCUGGAAUGUGAUGUUUCUUUGGAAGGUGACAACCGUCAAGAAUGGACUUUUACUCUUUAUGACUUUGACAACAGUGGAAUUGUAACUAAAGAGGAUAUGUCCAGUUUGAUGCACACAAUCUAUGAAGUGGUUGAUGCCUCUGUGAACCAUUCAUCUAGCAACAGUAAAACUCUCCGUGUGAAGUUGACUGUUACUCCUGAGCCAUGCAGCAAGAAGAAAGAGAUUACAGCAGCAGGACAAGAUCGAGAAGGAAGCCGUUGCAGAAAUGAAGCUGACCACCAUGAAGAUGGCCGGAAUGUGGAUAAAAGGCUUUCUGCACAUAUCAGAAAAAAUGCUUGUGAUCAGCCUCCAAGCAAUGACCGGGACUAUUACUGUGUGGAUGAGAAUACAGAAAGAAGGAAUCACUAUCUAGAUCUGGCAGGAAUAGAGAACUACACUUCCAGAUUUGAAACUGCUUUCCCAUCUUCAAACACAAGACCAGAACCUCAUUGGAAAACAACUCAAAGUAGGUGUCGCUCUCAAGAGUCUGACGUUCCCAGCAAUCUUCAGCGGCAAUCACAGGUGCUUGGUGACUACCCCCAGCAAGCUGGAGAGAUGCUGACUCGUGUUAUGGAUGUACCGUCUAGGAGCAAGACCCAGGAGAAGCAAUUUUUAAGAGCUUCCAAAAGCUUGUCAAAAGCCGCUGGUGCAUCAGGAGGAAACACUAGCAGUAAGAUGAGCAAAGGCUACCAUUACUAUUUGCCUCCCCAGACAACUGCAGCAGGGCAGGAUGUGUACCAUCUUCAGCCACAGCCGCCACCACCAGCACCACAAAUGCAACAGCACAGUCACAAAAAGUACAGACAGAAGGUCAGAGAUGGCCAUUCUCCAAUGAAAGCAGCUCUGCCUCAACCCACUGUGAUCGAGCACGAGAUGAAACGGGAUCUACCACCUGUGCUUACUAAUGAUGGUUAUGUGAUACCAGUCAUCCAGAGACAUGAGCAUCACCACCAUCAUGAGCAUCACCACCAUCAUCACUACCACCAUUAUCACCAGUCAUGACUGUGUGCUCAGCAUGCUUUUCAGGCUCUUUCAUAACCUAUCCUAGGUGUGCAACGCAUUGAAGUCCAAAUGAUUCCUGUGUUUUGUAGGUGGAGAGGUGAAGCCAGAAAGCGAUGCUCAUAUGUAAAACUUUCUCCUCAAGUAUGAAUCUCAGGUGAAACAUGCAGCUUGUAAGCUACACUGCAAAGGUGGCUCGGUGAGCACAUGCCCGACUGCAUUGUGUUGUGCUGGCAGGUGACCCGAUCACCUUGGAGUUUCAAGCAAUCACUACACCACUGCCAUUUCUAAAUGCAAAUCUAUAUCUAAAUAUAUAUAUAUAUAUAUAAAAUAUAAAUCUAUAUUACAGUGCCUUUUAUAUAUUUGAAUAAACACUUAUUUGAUUAUUAACAAUGUAGCAUGGCUAAUUGUUUACUAUUGUAUUUUAUCCUCUGGUUCCUUACUAUUUGCCGUUCAUGCUCCUUGGAUCUUUGAUUCCCUCAAUUUGAAAUUUAAAUCUAGAGUAUGAAACGUAUUCUAUGACUGUAGUCAAAGAAUGUAUUGCAGUGUUUUCUUUUAACUUCUAUUAUUUAUUCCUUACGAAUGCAUGGGACUUCUGUAUCCUUGUAUAGUAUGCACACUAAAUGCACUUCUCUGCCAGACCUUUACAUAUUUGAGAUUUACAAUUCAUUGUCAUUUCACACCCUGUGGCAGCACACAUUUCCUCAGAUGAACAAAGUCCAAUAAAAUUAAUGUGAGACUCAGAAAAAGUAACUGGGUUUACUGACAAUAUAAAAUGCAUUUAAUGAGGAUCUAGAAUAUGUUAGAGAUGUUCCAGAAAGAUUCAUAUUUUAUUAAACUAUAUCAAUAUGUAUAUAAUAGGAAUGAAACAAUACAUGCAUUUUUUUAAGCUGCUUUCACCUUUGCAUUUUUCAGAAUUAAAAUCAGUAGUGUUUGACCCACAGUUGGCUGUAAUACAAAGUGGCAGAGUCUAAUUUGAACUUCAGGUAAUGUAGCUUUCAGUUUUAAAGCAGUGUCCUUAAUUGAAUAGUGUUUGUAUAAAGCAAAGAAACUCCAGUGAGAGCAGCAAUUUCAAGUCGUGUGCAAGCAAGUCAAGGAGAAUAUACUACUCAGAGAAAUCACAAGUGUUAGUGACCAAUCCAAAAACAACAUUUUGGACAAAACCCUGCGUUUCAGAUUUAUUUUACUGGCUUUCCACCAUUUCAAAUUCAAAUGCACAACUGCUCUUUUAACUUUAAGGGCAGAAUAUUGAGUGUGUUUCAGCUCUGCUCCAUUCACAUGAUACUAACUUAUACAAUUAGGAUACCUUACUUUUUAACUUUUUUUUUUUAAUUAAAAGAAAAGAUAUGAGGACUACGCUUCUGAGCAUACCUGUUAGUUAAUCAGUAGAAAGGUACAUAUAAGUGCCUGUUGGUACAUCCAAGAAUCUAAGUGUCUGUUACCUCCUAGCACACGGAUUCAGAACUUGAUUUUGGUGCCCUUAUUUAUGUAGCUGUUCCUUUUCAUUCCAACCAAUUCAUUAAUAGGGGACCCUGCUUGUUGCCAGACUAAAACCUUAACUGAAUACUUCUUAAAUUAAUUUUUAUAUUUUUAAUGUGUCAGUCCAGGAAUACCCAAAGACUUAAUUUUAUUAUUUAAGGGAUUUGUUUUCCAAAACUUCCUUUCAAAGGUUUUGAUCUUGUUCUGUUCAAAAUAUUUAUUAUCAUAUCAUCUGUUUGGUGUGUAUAGAGGAAUAUUUUGGAAAAAAAUAAAUAUGUAAAAAUCAAUAAAUGUUUUGUGAAAUUUGACAAAUAAAUUAAAGCAAACUAUUUGAGUCUAAAUAAUUACCAUGAAAUGUUUUUCUUGCUUACCACUUUCUGUAUUUAUUUUUCAUUGGUUUUCAGUGGCACUGUGUGCAACAUGUAGUACAAAAUGAAAUGAAAACAGACAUUGUCACCUGUCAAAGCCGAGCGGGUGGACUCUAGCGAGUACUGUGUUUUGAUUGAUGAAUCCGUAUCAGUAGAGUGUUGUACCGUGUUAGCCAUAGAUUGAUACAGGAGAAAGUAGGGUGAAAUGUCACCUUUUAUUGGCUCACUAAAUAGACUACAAAUGCAUGCUUUCGAGGCAGCUAAGGCCCCUUCACCAGGUAGGUGAAGUGGCAGUUCAAAGUUGUGAUGAAUGCGUGCAAGAAAAAGAUGUCUAUAAUGACUGUGCAAAGUGGCUACUUUAAUUCAGAAAGCUGGGAAUUCAUCAUCUGGAUGAGUUUUGAUUUGUGAAUUAUUGAAAGAGUGGACUUAAAUCUUUGGCCAUGAAGUGCUAUGUUUGAAGACAGAUACCCCACUUCACAUCUGGACUCCUGAGAGAAUUACAAAGUCGGGGCUUCUUGAAUUCGUGUAUCUUCUUCAUGCAGUAAUUCUGGUCACCUUUUUCUUGCACUUGUGUCCACCAUGAAUGUGCACAAUCACAACUUUUAACAUAUGCUUUGCUGGCGUUGGGAAUCCUUUGGCUUAUAGAAUUGUACAAAGAUUGUGAGUUGAGUUCACUUUCUCAUCUCUGACAGGUGAGGAUAACAGUGUUCACUUCACUGGAUAAAUCAUGUUAUUUACAGUGUCACUGAAACAAAGACAGGAAGAAAUUAUAAAAUAAGAACAUAAACAAAUAAGCAGCAAAAACAUUUAAUUAUUUAUGCCCAAACAUUAAUGUGGUUUUAUUUAUUUGAUGUCACAUUUCACAAUACAUGUAUUUCUUUGCAUAUUUAAUUUUUUAUUUUGACCAAACAUUUCCACCAUGGAAGAAGAGCAGACAGGCGCAAAAGAAAUGUAAAGAACAACUUGUGACAUGUUCUCAUCAUCAGUGGCUCAGCUUGUUUGCUGUGUAAUUUUGAAGAAAAAUACCAAAAAAAUAUCAAAGAGGCUCAAUAUUUAUAAGAGUGUGGUUUCAUAAUUUGUAAUAAUGGAACAUGCCGUGGUACGGGGGCAAAAUUUGGGCCCAGUCACCAUUUGUGUUAGGUUUGUACAUUCUUUACAAAUAUGUUUUGAGUUUUCUAAGCAAUGUCCAGUUCUGUCCUUCUUCCCUAAAAUGCUCAUAUUAAGAUAAUUGGAGAUUCUAAAAUGACUGGAUAUGAGUGAGUCUGUGCUUGAGGGUGCAUUGUGAUGGAAUGGCAUACUGCUCUGUACUCGAUGCUACUUAGAUGGGCCCUUCUCGUUAAAACCUCAUUUUGAUAUAAGUCAGUGCACCCUGCGUGCUUUAGCUGUGAUAUCAGUAUGUUGAGCUUUGCAUCUUUCUAUCCUUCCACAUUUUAAAUAAAUACUCCACCCAAAAUUGAAAUUUUUAUAUAUGUUGCUUACUUGUUUGUAGCGAUGGCUGGAAGUAAAAAACGUAAUCGCAUGUUUUCAUGUAGAAUGAGAGAAAAACGUUUAUUAUAUACUGGACAUAAUUGGCGGCCUAUUCUAUCCAAUGGCAAAGUAUGAAAAAUGUUUCUGGAAAACAAAAUUCUCACAUUACUCGUGUUUCAUAAUCUGCAUGUCUAUUCCAGUCGAAUGGUCAAAACAUGAAAAAAGCAUGCAUUUUUUGCUUAAAUAUUACUAAUACUUAUUUCUGGAAAAAACAGGAAAGGUGCAUUCCUAUAUUUCUGUGCUUUUGAACCAAAGGCCUGUCCCCCUCACUUCAUUCAUUGGUCAGAAGUCCUGUCUUCAAUUCAAAAACACAGAAUUUUCAAAAUGCACAUUUUAACUUUAUGUUCUAUGCUGGUUUUUCUAGAAGUGUUAAUAAUAUUUAAGCAAAAAAUGCAUGUUUUGAGCAUUCAACGAGAUACCAGACAUGUGGAUUAUGUGACACAAGUUCCAUGAGAAUUUUUUCUUUUUCCAUUGAAAAUUUUCACAUCAUUUUCAGUUGGAAUAAACAAGUUGCCUUUACAUUCAAUUAUAUCAUAAACUUUUUUCUCUUGUUCUGCAAGAAAAUAUGAGAUUAUAUUUUUUAUUGACCAUCUCUACAAACUACAUUAGGUAAGUAACAUAUAAAAAAUAUAUGUAGUUUUAGGGUGGAGUAUUCCUUUAAUUUGAGUGAUGGAACAAAGCAAUGCAUUCCGAAUUUGUUUUAAAUGUGGAUGAGGCCUAAUACUGACUACAGAGUAAAGUCACAAACAAUUUGAUUGUCAAAGGGAAUGAGUGCGUCAGUAAGAUAUUGUGUGAAAUAUAAACCAUCGUGUGCAAGAGACACUCGAUCAAAGUCUGUGAAUUAUAGUAACGACCAGACGAAAAAAGAAAAGGUGAAUAAAGCUAGUAACACAAUGCACUGUGAAUGAGUAUGCUAGACACGUUUUCUUUGUUAUGUGCAUCUUCUGUUAGAGAGCCAGAGUACACUGUGGGGUAUGGGAAUGGGAGGUCCGGCUCUCCGUGUCCAAUUAUAUGGAAUCUGGCUGCCUACCUCCUUGCCGUGUCACACGCAUCUGCACCCUUUGGCCAUUUCCAGACAUUCUGUUGCAUUGUGUUUCAUUCAGGUUAGAAACUGUGUUUACAAGAAAAGAAAUGUGUGUGUGUGUGUAUAUACAAACACAAACACUUUUAUAAAUAUAUAUAUAUAUAUAUAUAUAUAUAUGUACACAAGUGAGAACAAGCAUUUAUGGUAAACCAUAAAGAAGUGAUAUUGUGUGAAUCUUUGUAAAAGUUUAAUUUUAUCGCACACUUGAGUUCUAGAACCCUCUUGAUGCAAAAAUGAAUGGGCCAAGCCGCUGUGUCCAUGUGGCAUGUGCUGCGGUGCCAAAUCACGGUGACACAAUUCAGUGUUAUGCUCUAAAGUGCACAUUAUCUGCAAGCAAGGUAUUAUAAGCAGAAAUGUUAUGUAUGUGUUUUAGUCGUCGUUCUUAAACGUUUGUAGGAACUUGUUCGCUUUCACUUAACAUAAAAUUUAUAUUUUGUCAAGGUGAGUCGUGCCUGUGUACUUUUCUGAAAGAAUUUAUAUAUGAAAUAACUAACUGUGGUAACUUGUGGAAUAUAAAAAAUGUUGUGCCAUUUUAUUCAUAUGUAAAUGUUAACAGUAUUUCAAGAGGCUCAAGUUGAGAGUCUGUAAAUCUGCAUCAAGAUCCAUCAAUGGAUGGUUCACUGUAUUCCAAAUGUUCACAUUCCAGGCGUGGUUUUUGAAUUUGUUGUGUCUUAAUUGUAUUGUUUUCAUAAGACAGUAUUCUUUCAAAAACUAUACUAUGCUAGUCCAAAAAGUAGUCAUUUUUGUAUUGUAGUGUUAUUUUUGUAAAAAAAAAAAGUUCAAAAAAUCCAACACCAACGACAUUUUUUAAAAAGUAUGUGAUUUCAGUUAAAUUUUGUAUAGCCUUGCACAUGGAUUUUAAUAAAGGACUUAUUUAUUUA